AUGAGUUUACCUGUGAAAUCAAGUCUUGAGUCAUCUCGGCCAAAUUUAAUUCUUGGAUUGGUUAUCUGUCAGAAAGGGAAACGUCUCGCCACCGGCAUUGAAACAGAAAAGAUAGAGGAAAAGCGAAGCAGGAUUCAAGCACAUGAGGAAGCAGAAACAUCACUGUUCUCUAAAGGGCCACCAGCUGCUUCGCAAGAGAAGAAGACUCCAAAAUACACACUGUAUUCAGGAGAUUCAGCCGUAAGUACAACACCACCUGGAUCUCCUCCACCUCCACCCCCACUUCCCAUUCCAGACACCUCGGCAGUCACACCUUCAGUGUUAAAAAUACUGUCCUCGAUUAAAAGUGGAACCACCAGUACUGUAACACCACCAAUUUCAACUGCUGCUUCUGCAAGCGUCACUGCUACGCAUUCUUCAUCUUCAAAAACGGCCACACCUCUGGAACACAUCCUGCAGACACUUUUUGGAAAAAAGAAAACUUUUGAGCCCCUUGCUAAGGAUUCUGAAACUGUCCAGUCUUCAAAUCAGGAAGGUCAGGCUGCUGCUGAUGGAGGGAUGUCAGCUGUUCCUUUGUUAGAUCCCAUUGUGCAACAGUUUGGACAGAUGUCAAAAGACAGAGCUAUAGAAGAGGAGGAGGAUGACAGGCCAUAUGAUCCUGAAGAAGAAUACGGCCCGGAGAAAGCUUUUGAAAUGCAGCCUGGUGAAAGUGAAAAACGAUACAAUGUGGAAAAGCCAUCUAACACAGCAGAACUGGAGGAUGAGGCCUAUGAUCCAGAAGAUGAGACUAUCUUGGAAGAAGCAAAAGUUACCGUGGAUGAUUUACCUAACAAAAUGUAUACUGACACUAAAAGCAAUUCUUUGGAAACACCUGCUUCGUAUGUGCCUGAUUUAUCUGCAUCCUCAUCCUUGGACCAGCAAGCUACACAAAAAGUAGAUUUACCUUCAUCUUUAAAUCAGCAAGCACAAGUGUUAAACCAGGGCUGUGACCCAAGGCAGAACAGAGAUCCUCGACAAGCUAGAAGAAUGGCAACAGAGACAAAUGACAAUGCUGAUUCUCGACUAAGGCCACAGGUGGUACAGAAUGAGAUAGCCACAAGAGAAAUUGCUCCAGCAAGUUUUCCAAAUGCUUUGCAGACAUCAUUUGGUAAGGAAGAUAAAACUUUGGUUUCUGCUACUCAGCCCGGUUUUAGUGGUGAUAAUUGGGUUUCAAGUGAAAAGGCUUCUGUAGUGUCCCAGAAAGAGGCAUCUAAUAGCAAAUUUGAAAACACUGUUCAAGUUAAUUUGGAAAACGUGAGUCAAACAGCUUCUGGAGAACCUUCUGCAUCCAAACCUUUACGGAAAGUGCUGCUUCCAACACCUCCCAGUACGUCUUUCCAGCCUAAUUUCUCCACAUCAAAUGACAGUCAGUCUUUGCAAGAUAUGCACAAAGUAUCGUGGUCAAAUGAGUCAAAGGAAGUAAUGGGAAGGGAUUCUUUCCCAAAUACAAUGUUUACUUCUCAGGAACCAGAGAGGGGUCUUUCAUCAGUGCAAUAUGAUGAACAAAGGAAUGCUCAGUCUCAUCAAUUUGUAGAACAAAGUGAGUCUCCAUCAGUUCAGAGUGAGGGUGGACCUUCCCCACAGCACUUUGAAGAAAACCGAGCUGGACCUCCAUUUUCUUUGUCUGGGCAGAAGGGAGGGCCUCCACAACCACUGAUGCUCAAUCCACCUGGAGGACCUCAUGGACCUAAUUUCAGAGGACCGGCACCACAGUUCUCUGAAGAGCAUGGUUCUCCAAAUAACGAUGGGCAAAGAGGCCCUCCAUCUGGAAGAUUUGGAGGUCAAAAGGGGCCCAUUCCUUCCUUAUUUUCUACACAGCAUGGACCACCAUCUCUUUUUGGUGAUAAUAGGGGCUCUGCCCCUUCUUAUCAUGGUGUUCCAAGAGGAAUGUCACCAUCUCAGUUUGAAGAUCGUAGGGAACCUCACAUGGAACAAAGGGAAUUCUCAGAUUCCCAGUAUAAUGAAAUGAUUAGGCCUCCAGGACAGUUUGAAGGACCAGAUCCACCUCAGUUUAUGGGAAACAGAGGACCUUCGCCUUUUCCUUUCGGAGGUCAAAGACGACCCCCACCAGCUCAGUUUAAAGGACAGAGAGGAGGCCCUCAGUUUGGAGGGCCAAGAGGUCCAGCCCCAAGUCAUUUUGGGGGACCAAGAGGGCCUCACCCAAAUCAAUUCGAAGGGCAGAGAGGUCCAGCUCCAAAUCAUGUACCUGGUCCAAGAGGACUUUUGCCACAGCCAUUUGAAGAACGGAGAGGGAGUCCACCACCCAGGUUUGCCAACCAGAGAGGUCCAGCACCUCUGCAGUUUGGAGGACCAAGAGGAGCCACACCUGGACUGUUUCCAGAAGAAAAUGAACCUCCCUCUUCCAGGUUUCACUUCCAAGGUCAGUCACCACAAGGUAUGAAGCCAAGCCCAAGACCUCUCCUGGACCUUCCAAGUCAUCCACCAUCCCACAGAAAAGACAUGUGGGAGGAAGCUGGACCAUCUGCAUCUCUUUCCAGUAUUUCUGGACAGGGGUCUGAGGCGGAAGGACAGUGGUCAGCAUCUGACUUCCGAGAAGGCAAAAAUCCUGAAUUUAGAGGCCAAACAUUUGAAGGGAGACAGAGAGAGAGAUAUGAGGGAGGAAAUAAAGACAAGGUUUUAGAUCAGCCAGAGCCUCAGCAAGCAGACAAUCGACAAGGUAGACCCUUUGAGGAAAGACGAAGGGAUCGAGAACAUGGCAGACCUUGGGAAAGAGACCGUGGCAGAAACUGGAAUAGAGACAGGGACUGGGAGAGACACAGAGACAAGGAAUGGGAUAAAAAUAGAGACAGAAACCAAAACAAAGAUAGAGAGAAGGAUUCAGAGCGAGCUAAAGAAUGGGAAAGAAACAGAGACCGAGAGAGAGCAAGAACCAGAGAGAGAGAAUCCUACAGAAGACGUGACAGAGAGCGAUCAAGAAAAAGAGAGCGAGAGAGAGAUCGAGAUCGUGAAAGAGAAAGAGGAAAAGAUCGCAAAGAUCGGAGCAAGAGUAGGGAAAUUGGUAAAGAGGUGAAGCCAGAAACACCGAAGGAAACUCAGAAACCAACAGAAACAGAAGCUUCAUCUUCCACUAAUCAGUCAUAG
Balearica regulorum gibbericeps (East African grey crowned-crane) is the source of this 3141-nucleotide messenger RNA. The record is from RefSeq and is a predicted model, not a curated record. Lineage: Eukaryota; Metazoa; Chordata; Aves; Gruiformes; Gruidae.